This is a messenger RNA of Blastomyces gilchristii SLH14081, 2745 nucleotides long. RefSeq names its product peroxisomal AMP binding enzyme. The record is from RefSeq and is a predicted model, not a curated record. Gene Ontology annotation, biological process: fatty acid metabolic process. NCBI's taxonomy places the organism in Eukaryota, Fungi, Ascomycota, Eurotiomycetes, Onygenales, Ajellomycetaceae. The transcript has 3 exons. The coding region runs from base 571 to 2361 and encodes 596 amino acids. Gene Ontology annotation, molecular function: medium-chain fatty acid-CoA ligase activity.
CGCGCUCGUUCCCCUUGGUUAAAUACCGCUCCGCCGAGCGUCUGAUUACUGACAGCCGAGGCUAAACACUAACUACUACAUACACACUUGUCCAAGAGUCAGUCUAGAGAUGGAUUCUCCACACUUAUUAUUCUCCUUAUUCUUCCUCUUCCUCUUCCUCUUCUUCUUCUUCUGCUUGUUAUUCUUGUUAUUCUGCAUCCUCUCUGUCUGUGCUGUAUGCCGGGUCAUGCCUGAAUCCAAUCUACGCUGCGUAACACCCUCUCACAACCCCCUCCACCUCCCCCGUUCCCCAGCCUGUGGCGCAUACAAAGAAGAAGGGGAAUGUGCUUCCGUCUCCAAGUUACCUGUCACUCUGUAUCCUCAUAGCAAGCUUCCCCCCCGUCUAUACCGACGUCAAAGCUUCAGAAAGCGCGUCAGCUUGCUGUCAGCUUCGUGCCUACAUUUCCGUGAAGAAGCGCGAGUCGGAGACAGAUACCAACAACAGCAAUAACAACAACUACUGCUGCUACUACUACAACGAUAACUACAACGAUAACUACAACGACGACGACGACGACGACGACUACGAGAAUGUCCCUGGUCAGUCCCUUCAGGGACCGUCAACACAAUUGGGCUCUCGUUACUCUCUGGGCCGCCGCAGCGGUCUCCGUUCCCUACUUCACACUCCAAUUCAUCCGAAGUCGACGGCAGCAAUCCAAGACGGGUGAUGAUAAUAUUACUACUGCUGAUGCUAAUAAUAAUAACAAUGAUAAAUCGGCUUCAAUUCCGUCGCUACCUCUCCUGCUGGCUGCGCGGAGCCACGCGCAGAAAGAUGCCCGCAAAAUCGCGAUUGUGGACACUGCCAAGGGUGAAAGCUUCACUUACGCCCAACUCCUAGUGGACGUCUCGUCCCUCAAGAAGCAGGUUCUAGAGUCCCUGGAGCUGGUGUUGACGGGGGAUUUGGAGGAGCGACGCAUUGCGUUUUUGACACCGGCUGGAUACGACUAUAUCGUCUGCCAAUGGGCUGUAUGGGCUGCUGGCGGAGUAUGCGUGCCAUUGUGUACAACUCACCCUACAAAGGAAAUCAUAUACACCAUUACAGACUCAGACCCGUCAUUGAUCAUCCUCCAUCCCUCGUUUAACUAUAUGAAAGCCGCAAUCCAAGAAACGUGCCCCGAUAUCCCUUUUUUCAACCUUACCCCGUUUGUCGCGAGGAGCACAGAAUCUCGAACGUCCUUACCCCCGUUCCACGCCUCCCUCCCCCAAUCCAGACGCGCAUUGAUGAUAUACACCUCCGGAACAACCUCAAAUCCCAAAGGCUGCGUGACAACCCACAAGAACAUAAUAUUUCAAUCAGAAUGCCUAGUCAAAGCAUGGAAAUACACCCCGACCGACCACCUCAUCCAUAUCCUACCCUUACAUCACGUACAUGGGAUCAUAAACGGGCUCACAGCCACCCUCCUCGCCGGCGCGACGGUGGAAAUGCACCCCAAAUUCGACCCCGCCGUCGUCUGGCAGCGGUGGUGCGAUAAGGGAUCGUCGACGAUGUUCUUCGCCGUCCCAACCGUAUACUCGCGCCUCGUGGAUUACUUCGAUGCGCACAUCCGAUCCACGGAGCUGGAGCUGGAUGCGCGUCAGGGCGCGCAGGCGCUGCGACUCGCCGUCAGCGGCUCCGCGGCCCUGCCCACGCCCAUCAAGACGAAGUUUGCGGAGAUCACGGGCCAGGUGCUACUGGAGCGGUAUGGCAUGACGGAGAUCGGGAUGGGGAUUAGCUGUGGGUUAGAUGUUGAGACGAGGAUUGAUGGUAGUGUCGGGUGGCCGUUAUCGGGUGUGCAGGUUCGGCUUACCGAUAGGGAAACUGGGGAGGUAGUUGGUGCGGCGACGGGGGCGGAGGAGGAAGAAGCGGGAAUGAUUGAGGUGAAGGGCGAUAACGUGUUUUUGGAAUACUGGCGACGGCCGGAAGCCACCGCGAAGGAAUUUACGGCCGACGGGUGGUUCAAGACCGGCGAUGUUGCGAAACGGGAUUCGAACGGGGCGUAUUACAUCCAGGGGCGGGCGUCGGUUGAUCUGAUCAAGUCUGGUGGGUACAAGAUUUCUGCGCUGGAGGUGGAGCGGAAGAUGUUGGCGUUGGAGGAGAUUCAGGAGGUUGUGGUUGUGGGGCUUGCGGACGAGGAAUGGGGGCAGAGGGUUGCGGCUGUUGUUAAGCAGCGGGAGGGGACUCCAACGCUUGAACUAAACCCGCUGCGUACUCGACUGAAAGAAGAGAUGGCCCCGUACAAGAUACCGACUGUGCUGAAACUUGUGGAUAGUAUCGAGCGGAACGCGAUGGGGAAGGUGAACAAGAAGGAUAUCAUCAAGACCUACUGGCCGGAUAAAGCAUGAGGUAGGUGGUUGGGAUAGAUUUUUUGGUUUUGGCUUUGUUACCGUUUCUGAUUUUUAUUUUUAUUUUUUAUUUUUAUAUAUUUUUGCCUCAUUUUUAUUCUUUCCUACUCUUCCAUUGUUUUUCGAUAUUAUUUCCUCUUCACUUAUUACCAUUGAUAGAAUUGUUGUAGAGCUUGGUUCAUCUCGUGAUUUUGUUAACAUUACCGUACUUGUACCUCGUUCUUCUACUUUUCUGUAUGUACAGUAGUUACAUGUUACAUGUACAUUACAUACCUAGCACAGCACUGAAUACACUCUUCCACAGCUUUAUUUGGAAACUGUAUAGUUAUACAUAAAUCCUAUAUAAUCAGGAUCUGAAGUGAACCCAAAUCUGCCCAACAAUAA